Messenger RNA from Anguilla anguilla (European eel), 3428 nucleotides. RefSeq names its product hexosaminidase (glycosyl hydrolase family 20, catalytic domain) containing (gene hexd). The record is from RefSeq and is a predicted model, not a curated record. Gene Ontology annotation, molecular function: hexosaminidase activity. The coding region runs from base 1682 to 3070 and encodes 462 amino acids. Gene Ontology annotation, biological process: carbohydrate metabolic process. The transcript has 12 exons. Lineage: Eukaryota; Metazoa; Chordata; Actinopteri; Anguilliformes; Anguillidae.
UGUUUUAAAAUAUUUUUUGUUUUUUUUUUAAUGAUAAAAAUGUAUACUUUUGGACAUAUCACAAAAAUGUUACUAUCAUGUUACUAUGGAGGUCGCAUACUGCGUGGGCGGGGUCGAGGGCGUACUCCUUGCAUUUUGAGUGACAGCUAGUGCGCGAACCAUCUUAGAAUGGUGACUGUGACAGCCAUCAAGAUAAAAUCAAGAUUUCAGUAGAUAGGUAAAGUUAAGUGAGUUGUCAUAUUGCACAAAGUCAACAAAUCUCCGUAGCUAGCUAGAUAAAUAAUAUUUGGCAUUCCUGAAUUGUUGCUUUAUAUUUCGUGUGAUAAUUAUGUUGAUGCUAAGAUUGCUUUUCAGCUAUGCCAGCUAACGUUAGCGAAUGUAGCUGUUAGCUAUCUUCCUUGUAAGCCAGGCGAAGGUAAUUCAUACACUCAGUAAUUAUACAUCCAAAUAUAAUAAUAUAAGAAGCUUACUUUGUGGUUAUCCUCCGUACUGCUCUGUACUGUGCUUGAUCAAAUUGUGGGGACUGCUCAACGUAUUUUUAAGUUGCAUUCUGUCGUGCAUUUUUGUAUUAUAGCUAUUUGCUAAAGUUGCUAUAUGGUGCUAGUCAACUACAGCCUUGGCCAAAGUGAUAAUACCAUGCCAUUCUCAGAAUAAUAUGUAUUUUCUUUUAUAUUGUACCGCACAGGAAAAGUGCACGUGCUUUACAUGUCAAAUAAAUAAAUAAAUAAAUAAAACAUACAUACAUUAAAAGACGUUUUGGAUAUUUUAACAGGCGCAGUUGCGAGCAAGCCUGUUGCCAACAAUAUCCGUUUAUUUAUCCAUUUACAAUAUCACUUGUUUUUUUACAUUUGUGUCCUUCUGGAUUGCGUGUAGUGAGUCAGUAUUUGCGCAUCCUUCAACACAAUAAUGCCGCUUGCAAGGUGCCAUGUUUGCCAGACUUGACAGUGGCAAAUGCAGCCUUGCCAAUCAUAAGCAAAUACACGCUGUGAUAGGCUGCAUGCAAAUGAGACCGCUUCCUGACGUCAAGAAGCGGAAAUUUAAAAAAUGUGGGAAAAAAGCACAGUAGGUGGCGCAGUGAUUUUUAAAACACCAAUUUCUAUAAUUCAAAACAAAAAAUAAUAAAUUUUAAAUGAUUUGAUAAUACAGUUUACACUGCCUAUUUUACCACCAAGGGUAGUACAAAAUAUAAGCAAAUUUUUCAGUCCGACUUUAACUCUGGUCUUAACUUUGUCCUGUGGGUUUCAAGUGCCGGAGCUCAGGACCCCAUGCUCUAGAUCAGGGUUUUUAGAGUCCUGGGGAUCCACUGUGUAUGUAGGUUUUUUAAGAAGUGACUAAAAUAUUAGUUUGAAAAAGUGGCUACAUUUGGGCGAAGCACAGUGUGUUAUAAUGACAAUUUUAAAAUAAAAUUCCUUUCGUGUAAAUUUAAUUUUGCCUAGGAUGGAUGAAAGUGUGUUUUCUUGGUCAAAGGUCUUGACCUUGUCAAGACCAGGUAAGUUUUGUUUUAGUCUAGAUCUCGUUCUUGGGGAGUAUGGUCUUGGUUUGGUUAUGGGUAUUGAGGGGCGUGGCCUUGGUCUGGGUCACGAGGGUUUAGGUCUUAACUCCAACUCUGGCCUUUGAGUUUCAAGAUCAGGACCCUCUGCACUAUAUCAGGUUUUUCCAGACUGCUGGGGAUCCACUGUGUAUGCAGGCUUUUCUCAUCCCUUUGAUUGCACGUCUGGGCGCCGAUGGUUUACUCUUGGAGUAUGAAGACACGUUUCCUUACGAGGGGGAUGUAAAGGUUCUACAAGCUACUGAUCAUCCCCCAUAUAGUCGUGAGGAAAUCAAAUCAAUCCAGGAUGUGGCCAAGUCCAAUGGCUUAGAGAUCAUUCCACUGGUACAAACUUUUGGACAUCUGGAGUUUGUUCUAAAGCACAGAGAAUUCUGGGAGCUGCGUGAACUGCCAUGCGUUCUGGGCACUCUGAAUCCCCACAGGGACCACAGUGUGAAGCUGGUGCUGCAGCUUGUGCGCCAGGUGCUGGAGCUACACCCUGACAUCAGGUUUCUGCACAUUGGGGCAGAUGAGGUGUACUUCUUGGGCCAAGGGGAGGAGUCAAAGCAUUGGCUGAGUAUGCCUGGACAUGACAUUCACCAGCUGUUCCUUGGUCAUGUGACAAAGGUGGUGAAGAGUAUACGAGAAACCUGGCCUCACCUCAAUCUCAUCAUGUGGGAUGACAUGUUGAGGAGCAUGUCCUGUAGCACUCUCAAAGACAGCGGUCUCGUAGACCUGGUGCAGCCAAUGUUGUGGGACUACAGCCCUUCUCUGGAUGUGGCAGGCACAGUCCAUCUGCUGGAGACCUAUAGAAGCGCAGGACUGUCCAAAGUGUGGGCAGCCAGUUCUUUUAAAGGCUCCACAGAUGUGAGUACCUGCGUGACCUCCACUCAGAGGCAUGUGGACAACCAUCUGCAGUGGCUCCAGGUGGCAGCUGCAUUGCCCAGUGGGAUAGAAAUGCAGGGCAUUGCCAUCACCGGCUGGCAAAGGUAUGACCAUCUGUCUGUCCUGUGUGAGCUCCUACCUGUAGCCAUACCUUCCUUGGCCUCCUGUCUGGAAACCCUGUGCCAAGGCAGCUUCAGUAAGGAGUCUCAGACAAAGGUAACCGAGACUCUUGGCAUCUCCACUGUGGAGGUGAAAGACAUGGUGAGCAAGCCCUGUGCAGCCAGCUGUUCGGCCUACCCUGGGCAGAGGUUGGCAAAACUGGUGGUGGAACUGAGUGAGCUGCUGCAGUCCGAGGAGCUUCGCUUCCUGGACACCAACAUGUUUGUGAAGGGGUGGUUUACCCCGUAUCACAGGCAGAGGAAGAUUGUCAACCCCCUUAUGGCACAGCAAAUCCAGCAUCAGGCAACAGCCUUGCUGACGGCAGUGGAGCUCAAGGUGGAGGCUGUGAGACAGGAGAUGGUGCAGUUUUUUCAUGAGUCCACAGCUCAGGAGUGGAUUGCGCAGCACGUCAGCGCGGUGUUGGAGCCCAUCCGCCGCUUGCUGGAAGACAUACAGGUAGCCAUCCAGGAAGUGCUGCCCCCCAGCUUUAAUUUUUAAGGCUGACAAGAUUCCACUGAGGAAAAGAAGGGAAGGUUUUUGCUUUUUUUGUGAAGGGGUUGGGGACUGGCACUGAUCCCCUCCAUGCUAACAGAGAACCCUGGACAUAUCUCUGACUGACUGGAAUGAUCUACAAGCAGAUGAGCAGUGCAGGUGUAUGUUAUGAGGUUGGGACACAAGCCCUUUGUCUUCCUGUCCACAUUUGGUGAGGUCAGAUCCAGCAACCUUUUAUCAUCGAUUAUGCAAUUAAAUUCUAGUGAGAGCUGUGGUCGUCUCAUCAGUUGCACGUUUUCUCCAAAAUUACGGUUUACAAAAUAAAUGGAUAUAAAUUUUAAAAAAUACCUAAGGAUAACAACUA